AUGGUGUUUACUUCUUCGAUCGGGGUGAUGAAGAAAGAGUUGUAUAGGCCGUUGUAUCUGUCGCUUCAUAACGGCUCCCAGGAGACGCUGGAGGCCGACGAUCUCAUGUCGCCAGAAUUGCCCCCUCAGUCUCCUGUCUUUGAUUUUGAUGAGUUUCUGAACGAGUCGUCCUCAUCCAAGAUGUCCCAGUCCCAUCAGAUGUCAGACACGGCCUCAGCCACUACACAAUUGGCGGUCCAAAGAGACAAUGGCUCUCUUGGGCCGUGGCCAACUUGGGACCAAACGUCGACGGUCUUUCAUGAAGAGACUCUGAAUGCACUUCAACCCGGUUCUUCGUCUUUUCCUCAGUCCGCGUCAGCGAUCAACCUAUCCAGCUCAACGAUGGCGUCCGCCACGUCGUUCUCUCACUAUCCUUCAUACAGUUCACAGCAGUCUAUACCAUUCAAAUUCCAGGAUGCGCAAGUUGCGAGCCCUCAGUCGAUCCUAUCGACGGUCUACGAAGCUCGGGCUCAGUUUCCCCCCUCGCAGUCAGCGCCCUAUCAGCCGCCCUCUGCUUCAUUUUCAGAUUACGAACUGGGAAUUACCGGGUCAGUUAUCGGAAUGGAGAACAAUAAUGACCUGUUCCAACUAGGGAAAAUGGAUGACCAGCAGAUUCAACUUAGUUAUCACGAGAUCGGGAGAUUGCCGUACGGUGACUCGGGGUACGCUGGAGCCCACCAAUCAAUGUACGCGCCCCAGUCCAUUCAUCAGUCAGUCUCUACAGAAGGCCGGACAGGCCAGCGACGCGUACUGGUGCCCCGCAGGGACUCCUCGGUCCCGCCAUACGCCACUGAUUACCGGAGCUCACAGUCCAAGGCUGGCUUUGUGGCCUCUGCGCCUACUCCAUCCAUGCUGUCCGACAUCUCGUCGCUGUCGCCAGGGUCCCCGCGGUCGGUGCAGGGGGGCGUAUCCAUUCCAGGCUCGAGCCCAUCCAUCACAUCAGUAUCUCCUCGAUACAUCACUCCUACAUCUCCAACAAUUGCAGCGCAAUUCUCGGCGUCACCUGCCCAGUUCUCUGCGUCACCGCAUCAAUUCGUCGGUGCGUCACCUGCGUUUAUCGAUGCAUCGCCCAUCACGUUUGUCAACCAAACCGCGCAAUACUCGACGUCUGCUCGGUCUGAUGAGCCGACAUUCUCGUCGGCGCCCGAGUCGGCACCAGGCCACACGACCUCGUCGUUCAACUCCGCCAAACGCAGGCGGCCUACCAUAAGCGACGGCGAAGAGGAUUCAGAUGAGAAGCGGAACGAAGGUGAGUUUUGUCAACGCCUAUCGCUUUCUAUCACGUCCCCCACGUCUUGCGAGUGGGAAGGAUGCCCGCUCCCGGGGUCCUACGUUCCUACCAAAUCCGAGCUUCGUCCCCCUAAACAAGCUCCUUCCAUGUGGCAAAUAUACUUCGCAGACUGGCUGCAGGAUCAUAAGACUCGCCAUCCUCAUGACAAGCUAAACGUCGCUCAGGCUGCAAAGGAAGCUGGCCAGCUCUACAAGACGCUCGAUAACGGAACUAAAGAGGACCUGAAGCGGCGCGUGUACCUCGAGAAGGAUAUCCGCGAACGGCGCCUCCAAGCAUGGCAGCGUACGCUUACACCCGAAGAUAUCAAGCGAGAGAACAGAUUCAGAGCCGCACAACGCAAGGCCGGCCUCUCACGUCGCGCCAAUAUCAAGGAUCCCAAUGCGCCCAAGAAGCCCUUGAGCGCAUACUUCAUGUUCCUCGCUCGGAUUCGAAGUGAUCCAGCGCUGGUUUAUGAAGUGUUUGGUGACGAAACGGAAACCACGAGACAGAGUGUCCUUGCCGCUCGUCGUUGGAGAGAGAUGAGUGAUGAGGAGAAAAAGCCAUUCCUCACCCAAGCCGAGCACGACAAGAUCCAAUAUGAAGCCCUGCGGAAGAUCUACGAGGAGCAAGCCGCCACCGCUAGUGGAAGCGAUAGCUCCCGCUCUGCCAACCGCAAGCAGAUGACAGGGACGGGAUAUAUCGUUCCUCAGCAGAUUCAUUUCUCCGAAGACAUCACCGCUGCCAUCAUCUCGGCUCGACCCAGCAUCUCUGAGCCAGAUGACAUCCGCAUGGUCUCUUAUGACCCAGAGGCCACGAUUACUGCAAGAAAGUCGAGCAACAAGGUCGCCCCCAUCCCCAUCUUCAGCUCCAUCGGACCCAUUCGUCGUCGAGUAACCCGCAAGGCGUCCAGAACCCGCCACUCUCUCGCGACGAUGAGUGGGUGCCGGGCAAGUCCAUCUGAAAAGAGGGACGACCACCUCGAGCAUCCAACUAGCAUGAUCCUCGCUAGUGAUUAUCCCCCGUUAUACCAAGCG
Molecule: messenger RNA, 2343 nt
Organism: Acaulospora colombiana
Lineage: Eukaryota; Fungi; Glomeromycota; Glomeromycetes; Diversisporales; Acaulosporaceae
Source: the annotation of a GenBank genome assembly